GCAGCUCAUAUUUCUAACUACCUCCAGGUGGCGUGAGAACUAUGUGACGUGUAAACGUGUCUCCUCUUCCCAUCUCUCGCUCUGUGUCUGCCAAGCUGGAUUCUCCUGACCGGGGGAGAGAGAGAGAGCGUAUCCGCACCUUCACCCAUCGGGCGCUUUGGACAUGUGAGAUGUAUCUGUGCGCUUCUACGUGACGGGUCUCUCCAAACCCGUCUCUGCUUCCGGUUUUAGUCUGGCUGAAAAAAAGGAACGAAUCACAACCAUAAAGGUGAAGCAGGUGACUGGGACACAUCAGAUCCAGAUAUGAGGAAGAGUUUAGACCAGGACUUCCUCUGUGAAGUAUUCGUCCGCCUGCUGCUGCUGGCUGUCUUUUUAGUGACUGAGCAACUGGCUCCAUUUACCCGACAGAUUCAGCCUGAAGAAAUCUGGAUUUACAGGUUCCACCAUGUGAAGAAGGACCACGUUCCUACCUCACUCAUGUUCAGCAUUGCUUUAUUUACACCACUGGCCACCAUUCUGCUUUUUGCAUUCUUGAAAAGAACUGAAAAAGGCGAGCUUAAAGAGGCUUCAUUAGCUGUGACAUUGACUCUGCUCCUGAAUGGAGUUUUUACCAACGCUGUAAAGCUCACUGUGGGCAGGCCACGUCCCGAUUUCUUCUACCGCUGCUUUCCAGAUGGUAAGAUGAACCCGGAGUUUCAGUGCAGCGGCGAUCCGGAAGUGGUCACAGAAGGCAGGAAGAGUUUCCCCAGUGGACACUCAUCAUUUGCAUUUGCUGGACUGGGCUUUACGGCACUUUUCCUGGCCGGGAAGCUUCGCUGUUUCAGCCCGGCUGGUCGGGGAAAAGCGUGGCGACUGUGUACGUUCCUCACGCCUCUACUCUGUGCUGUCUUGAUCGCCGUGUCAAGGACUUGUGACUACAAACAUCACUGGCAAGAUGUGUUAGUGGGAUCACUGCUGGGUUUGACCUUCUCGUACCUGUGUUACCGACAACAUUAUCCAUCACUCACCGAGGCUGAUUCCCAUAAACCCUUGAGGUUCAGAGACACAAUACCCUCAGCACAGGAACGCAAACAAGCCACUGCAGGAUUCCUGUUGCCGAUGUAGGGAUGCCAGUAGCUCAUAAAGUAAUCUUGAUGUGUGUGAUUGAAAUGUCUUCAUUCACAGCCCUUAAGCUAAUGCUGCCAAUAUGUGAGUGUGAGUGCAAGACUUAGGACUCCACAGUUCUGUUUGGCGUUCUUAACAACAUAUAGAAGUAAAAAAAAAAAAAAACAACGUUGUGUAUUAUAGAUAUUUGGAUUUAUAUUGGACAAUGUACAGCCUGAGGUUUCUGCAUCAGGUUUUGGAUAUUUGAUUAAAUAUCAUAAAUGUCUCUCACUCUCUGUGUUUAUACUGGGGUCUAUCAAUAAAAUGUUUGGAAAGUUUGGACUGUG
Molecule: messenger RNA, 1430 nt
Organism: Tachysurus fulvidraco (yellow catfish)
Lineage: Eukaryota; Metazoa; Chordata; Actinopteri; Siluriformes; Bagridae
Gene: plpp5
Product: phospholipid phosphatase 5
Exons: 8
Coding region: 304-1104 (266 amino acids)
Biological process (GO): phospholipid metabolic process
Molecular function (GO): phosphatidate phosphatase activity
Source: RefSeq, a predicted model, not a curated record